AGUGCUUUUUCCUAUAGGUCAGGUGUCAAGUGGAAGCAAACAUUGCCCGGUACCGCUCCAAAGUAUAGUGAGCGGGGAAUUCAAACAGCGCGAGCAGGGAGUCUUCACGCCACUUGAAGUGUUUCCUUCUCGUCACAACCAUGGCCAUUCUUUACGCGCUCGUCGCACGGGGCAAAACUGUACUUGCAGAGUUCACGAGUACGAGCGGCAACUUCCCAACAGUAACGCGAUUCCUCCUAGCGCGCAUCGAGGACAAGGGUGUAUCUCAAGGCAGCAAUGGGGAGUCGAGCGGACAGAAGAUGUCCAUCAUUUACGAUCAGCACAUCUUUCACUACCUGGUCGACGGGCAGGGCCACGCUUCGUCGCCACUCAUAUACUUAUGCAUGGUGGAUGACGCUGAGAACAAGCGUCGCAUGGCUUUCUUGUUCCUGGAAGAAGUGCAGCGGCGUUUCAUGGCCGCGUAUGGGGAUACAGCCUACACGGCGAUUGCUUUUGCCAUGAACGAAUCCUUUUCGCCCUCUCUGAAAAGCAUGAUGGAUUUUUACAACGCGGAUCCUUCAGCCGAUAACUUGCAGCAGCUGCGCACGAAGAUCGACGACACUAAGAGCGUCAUGGUGGAGAACAUCGACCAGGUGCUCGAACGGGGCGAGAAAAUCGAGCUUUUGGUCGACAAAACAGACAGGCUCAGCCAACAGGCAGUGCAGUUCAAGAGGCUUCGACUUCCAUAA
Molecule: messenger RNA, 728 nt
Organism: Nannochloropsis gaditana CCMP526
Gene: VAMP7
Product: vesicle-associated membrane protein 7
Exons: 6
Coding region: 141-728 (195 amino acids)
Biological process (GO): vesicle-mediated transport
Cellular component (GO): membrane
Source: RefSeq, a predicted model, not a curated record